Messenger RNA from Epinephelus lanceolatus (giant grouper), 3951 nucleotides. NCBI's taxonomy places the organism in Eukaryota, Metazoa, Chordata, Actinopteri, Perciformes, Serranidae. The record is from RefSeq and is a predicted model, not a curated record.
GCCAAGAGACGAGUGUGUGUGAGCGCGCCGCGGAACUCCGUGACACUGACACGCACCAUGCUGCUGGAGCCGAGCACAGGAGCCUCGUCAGGGGGCUUUUAACUCGCGACAGGCGGGGAGGCAGGUGAGAGAUGCGGGCGCCGCGUUCAAAGGAACCCCGCUGUUUUGUUUGUCGUCAGUGUCAACAACAGUCCUGCUGCAGCUCCGCUCACGACUCCCAUCAGUUCAUUUAACGGCGCUGCACCGAGGAAAUCCCUGGGACUAUGUGAGCAUCAUGCUCGCUGUGAGAUGCCUGCUGUUCGCUGCAGUGUGUGCACGGUGCGCCGUGACAGGUCUGAGGGAGCGGGUGAGUCUGGAGGGGAGGCUGCCGCCUGCAGAGGAGCUGGUUCAGCCCAAGAGGCUCCUGCAACAGAUUCACUCCGAGGAGGAGCUGAUCCACAGCCGUCUGGACACUCGGGUCAAAAACUACACAGCUGGAGCGCAGCCCAUCCAUCUGGCCCAGAGCAGCUUCUUGGUGGAGGCCUUCGGCACAUCCUUCAUCCUUGAUCUGGAACUCAACCACAACCUGCUGUCUACAGACUACGUGGAGCGUCACUACGACGAGAAGGGGCAGCUUCUACAGAAUUUGGGAGGAGAGCACUGCUACUACCAUGGGCAUGUGCGGGGUCUGCCGGGCUCCUGGGCCGCUCUGUCCACCUGCCACGGCCUGCGGGGGAUGUUUUCUGACGGGAACUUCUCGUACGGGAUUGAGCCAGUCGACACUGGAGAGGAGCAGGGCGACCACAUUGUGUAUCGUAUGCCGGACAUUGACCUCUUCCCACCUCCCUGUCCAGGAUGCUCCGUGAACGGCACAGAGCCUGAGGAGCAGACACACGGCCACGUUGAAGGAGACGGUGAGCUGAGGGAUGGAGACGACUGGUCUGAAGAGGAGAAGCCCGUCUUCACAUCAGGCCUGAGACGCUCAAAAAGACAAGUGCGGCGAGGCCAGCGCACCGUCCAGACUGAGACCAAGUACAUCGAGCUGAUGGUGGUCAACGACCAUGAGCUGUUUGUGCAGCUCCGUCGCUCGUCCACUCAGACCAAGAACUUUGCCAAAGCGGUGGUGAACAUGGCCGACGCGAUCUACAAGGAGCAGCUCAACACCCGCAUCGUCCUGGUGGCCAUGGAAACCUGGUCCUCUGAAAACAAGGUCUCUGUGGGUGACGACGCUUUGCUCACCCUGCGUGACUUCAUGAAGUACAGGAAGGAGAGCAUCAAGCAGCGCUGCGACGCUGUUCACCUCUUCUCUGGGAGGACGUUCAUGAGCAGCCGCAGUGAGGCGGCCUACAUCGGGGGAAUCUGCUCCAUCACUCGGGGUGGAGGCAUCAACGAGUUUGGCAGCGUGGGCCCCAUGGCCAUCACUCUGAGUCAGAGCCUGGGCCAGAACAUCGGCAUGCUGAGGAACAAAGAGCGACUGGCUGCAGAAGACUGCCGGUGUCCAGACCCAUGGCUGGGCUGCAUCAUGGAGGACACAGGUUACUACCUGCCCAGGAAGUUCUCUCGCUGCAGUAUAGACGAGUACCUGCGCUUCCUCCAGCAGGGAGGAGGCAGCUGCCUCUUCAACAAGCCCAACAAGUUGUUGGACCCACCAGAGUGUGGGAACGGAUAUGUGGAGCUGGGAGAGGAGUGUGACUGUGGAUCGCUAGUGGAGUGUGCACGGAGUGGAGCCAACUGCUGCAAGAAGUGCACCCUUACCCACAAUGCCAUGUGCAGCAAUGGGCUCUGCUGCAGGGACUGCAAGUACGAGCUGAGGGGGGUGACGUGCCGUGAAGCCGUUAACGACUGCGACAUCCCUGAGACCUGCAUGGGAGACACCAGCCAGUGUCCUCAUAACGUCCACAAACUGGAUGGCUACAUGUGUAAUGCAGGACAGGGUCGCUGUUACGGAGGCCGCUGUAAGACCAGAGAUGGCCAGUGCAGGACGCUGUGGGGCUACAACUCAGCCGACAGGUUCUGCUAUGAGAAGCUGAACUCUGAGGGCACAGAGAAAGGAAACUGUGGCCCAGACUCCAGCGGUCAGGGAUGGGUGCAGUGCAACAAGCAAGACGUCCUGUGCGGUUUGCUGCUGUGCACCAAUCUGACAGAUAAGCCGAGGUUUGGUGAGCUGCAGGGGAGGCUCACCAGUCUGACCAUCCACCAUCAGAACAGAUACCUGGACUGCAAGGGCGGCCAUGCAGUGCUGGACGAUGGCUUGGAUAUGGGCUACGUGGAGGACGGGACACCAUGUGGGCCAAACAUGAUGUGUUUGGAGCGUCGCUGCCUCCCUGUCACGACCUUCAACCUCAGCACCUGCCCGGGCUCCUCGUCCUCUCGCAUCUGCUCGCACCAUGGGACUUGCAGCAACGAGGUGAAGUGUAUCUGUGAUCCAGACUACACUGGGAAGGACUGUAGCGUGUUUGACCCCAUCCCCAUCCCCACGCCGCCAGAGGGACCAGAGAAAAGCAGAGGAACAUCCGGAGAGGAAGAUCUUCGGGAGUCUGAGUCGUAUCUCUUUGCUGUCCUGUCUUCCUUACACUGUGUCCAGUCCGCUCCGAGGAGACAAAACAAAGAUGUCUUCCACUUACAAGCCCUCAGACCUUUUCUGUUUCCUUUUCUGAUGUCAUUAACCGUGCUCCGUUUAUAUUCUCCUCCUGGAAAGUCUCAUUAUGAUUAUUAUUUUUAACUGCGUUAUGGAAGCCAAGAGGACACGUUCCCACCGGAACUGAAAGGCUGUCAGGGAUUGUCUGGUUCCAGAUGCUGACAUCGUUGGUUUUGUUUUCCCUUCCACUGGUUACAGCUGAUCUUCUGCCAUAGCAACUGUUAUCGUCCUUUACCCCUUUAAGUGAUUUCAUGGAAGAAGGCCAUGUGCUUUUCCUCGUCGGGACAUUUUUUUGGGAAGCCCUUUGUUUCAAUACAUAUUUAACCUCAUGGAGAACACAACCACGUCCUCUCAGUGGUGUGACUUUAACUGCAAUAGAAAUGUAUAAAUAUCACCAAAUAGUGAGUGUUGAUAUUUUAUGUGUAGAUGAGGGUUGUUUUUGUGUGCUAGGCCUUCACAUUCCACAGUAAUAGCCAUAUGUUCGCCUCUUAUGCUGCCUUUCAUUAUCAAAGAGUAGUCCAUCCCUAAAUCAAUGCUUCUACAUAAUAUGCAUUAAUGUAUGAAUGUAUAGUUCAGACCUGCAAGAACGCUCGCUGUGUCUCAGAUGAAGUACUUUUCGGUACUACAUGCCGAAUGUUUUACUCCGCUGUAUGAUAUGUAAUCCAUAUACAACCAAUAUGCAUACAAGUAUGCUAAACAUGGGUGCUGAUGUACAUAGUGUAUCAUAAGGUUGACUCAUUAAGACAGCAGUGACUCACUGCCGCUGUGAAUGGAAGCACAAGUGUGCUUCUCAGUGUAAAACUGCUCAUUUCGGGGAUGUAAUUAGCGAGAGGAUGUGAAUCUUUGCAGUUUAGAGGAGUCUGAGCUCCAAAAUUGUUGGAUGCCUGCACUGGGUUGCACCAGCUCUGUGUAAGUUCUCUCCUUUGUAAGAGGUUUGUAAGUUAAUCAGCUUCUAAAAUCGGUUGCACCACGAUCCUUGGGGCAAAACCUACAGUUUUAAGUCAUAACUAAGGCAAGUGGCCAAUCAAUGGUGAAAGGUAGAGGUUCAUUGUGAUAGUUAUGGUGCACAUCAGCUUUCUGGUCGGCAUGAGCUACUUUUAAUUGAAGCAUACUGUAAGCUAGAUCGAUAUUGAAAUGCUAUAUCACUAAAUUAAGUCUCGAGUGGUUUGAAAAAAUGACGUGUGGCUGAAAAAACUGCAGUUUUAUCAUUGAGUGUAAUUUUGUGAGUUUUUAUGAUUUAUACCUUGUUAACUGUUUAGCUGUUACUUAGAGUUACGUUGUCACUUAUCUUUAAGGUGCAACUGCUUUUUUUUUUUUUUUUUUUUUUUUUUUUU